Molecule: messenger RNA, 1899 nt
Organism: Penicillium salamii
Lineage: Eukaryota; Fungi; Ascomycota; Eurotiomycetes; Eurotiales; Aspergillaceae
Source: the annotation of a GenBank genome assembly
AUGAGGCUGUCAAUAUCGUGUGAUGCUUGUCGACAAGCAAAGGUCAAGUGUGUCCACGAAGGGCAACCGCCUUGCCAGCGGUGCUCAAAGAAUAAAACCAAGGAUUGCAAUUUGACAGAUCCCCGUGCCUCGAAAUCCAAAGCACGAAAGAGCUCAAGCACAAGUCGGACUCCCAAGAAGCGAAAAACGUCAUCCGAUGUAUCGCCGGGACCGGAAAAUGUGCGACGCAUCCCUGAGAUUCCCGACCAGUACUCUGAGGAUCCCAUCACGGCCUUAUCUCCGGCAAUUGUGGUGAAUGCUGUCGAAACAUACAGGAAGAAGUUUCCUAUCACUAACUUCCUUCAUUAUCCCACGUUGAUCUCUGACAUAUCGUCUGAUGUGCAUUCCGUGGAUUCGGUUUUUGUCGCUUCGCUUCUAUCUCUUUGCGUGCGGUUCAUGACCAGCGAGGAACUUGAGGCAGAGGAUCUAUAUGCCGACUAUGCACGGAAGCAUCUCGCUCAUCGUGUACUUGAGGCGCCAUCGCUUUAUCUCGCCCAGUCACUUGUGAUGAUCUCAUUUUAUGAAUGGGGGACCGGGCGGCCCUAUCAGGCAUGGAUGUAUAGCGGAAUGGCAACUUACAUGAUACAGUCUCUGUUAAAGAUGUCAGAUGACAGCAUGGAACACAAUCCUCAAGAUUUCCAUGCCUCACAAACGCAAUAUGAGCAGUUGGUUCGGACUUAUUGGUGUUGCUUUGCACAAGACUGUGAGCUAAGCUCUGGGGCUCGUCAGCAUUUCGCGCUUUCAUUUUCUCAGAUCUCGGUUCCUCUCCCGAUCAGCGAUCGAGAUUUUACUUUCAACCAUACACCAACUCACAGGUUGAUGCCUGCUGAUAUGAAUAAGAGCUGUCUACUCGCAAAGGAUCUCACCAUCGAGCAUGGCCUGACGAUCGUCACCCGUGGGUUCGACAUAUUCAUUCGUAUUCUACGAUUUGCAAAUGAACAUCGAAGAUCGUUGGCUUCUUUGUCGUCGAAUGGCUCUGUGACACCGCCACUUUUACUGACCUGGCAAAAGCUCAAAGAAGAACUAGACGAGUGGAGAUCGCUUCAAGAUAUCACUGUUCAUUACCCGGCGACCAGUGUUCAAACUCACGUUGCUCUGGGGUAUGGGGAACUGUUCGCAUACAUCAAUCUGGUCUAUUGCAUGAGCAUUCUCUUCCUACACCGCGACCGCUUCUUAUCCAACCUCAAGCCUCACUCAGACGUCUUCCACGACAUGAACGACACCCAAAGCGAACCACACACAAUCGAACAACUAUUCAAAGCAGCCCAACAAAUAGGAAGCAUCCUAGCCGCCCUAGACGCCUCAGGCGCCCCAGUCAUAUCACCCUACUCAGGCUUCAGCGUCUUCGUCGCAGCACACAUCAACAUGUACGGAACAAUCGCACCACACCGAUACCCCGGCGGCCUCGAGCGAGCCGAAGAAGAAAAACUCCGAAACCUCGCCUAUCUAGAACGACUAAGCAAACUAUGGCCCGUCGGUCGCAGCUGGUGGCGAACAGUCCAAGACGCAAACCGAUUCUACGAAACGGUCAAAAGCACACAGACCACAGCAGAGAUACAUAGCCCGCAGGGCUUUGCAUUGGCCGGAACCCUGGAUGAAUACGGCGAUAUCCGUUCUCGGCCCAGUGCGCAUGCGAGAGCUGCAACUGCCGAGUCGCGGGAUACGGCAAACUCCCGAUCUGGGAGUCCCCCUGGGCUAGAGGGGAAUUUUGUACCUAGGGAUGGUGGGGGUCAUGAGGUUGAGACUGAUAUGUUUCAGUGGCCGUUCAUUGAUGGGUCGUGGUCUCUUGGGUUUGAUUCGGGGUUGGAUGGGUUGUGGUCGAAUUCGGGGUUGUUUGAUCCUAAUCCGGCUCUUAGGUGA